CUCUUCUCUUUAUAAAGCCUCUCCACUUCAUUCAUCUUCUUGAAAGAAAAACAAAAAAAAACAAGAUCUUUAAAUCAUCAAAAUAUAAAAAGAAUGAGAGGUAAAUAUCUUUAUGUACUAGUAGUACUCAUUGUCUUGGCCUCCAGUGGAGUUCUUGCCAAGAACAACAACAUCUCUACAACGCCUAGAUUAAGAAGAAGUGAUUUCCCAGCAGAUUUCAUUUUUGGUUCUGCAACCUCUGCUUACCAGGUAGAAGGAGCUGCUCAUGAAGAUGGUAGAGGACCAAGUAUCUGGGAUACCUUCUCUGAGAAAUACCCAGAGAAGAUAAAAGAUGGUAGCAAUGGUUCUGUUUCUGAUAACUCUUACCAUCUUUACAAGGAAGAUGUGGCUUUAUUGCAUCAAAUGGGAUUCAAUGCAUACAGAUUCUCAAUCUCAUGGUCCAGGAUCUUGCCUCGUGGGAAUCUAAAAGGUGGAAUCAACCAGGCUGGUAUUGACUAUUACAACAACUUGAUCAAUGAGCUUUUGUCCAAAGGAAUUAAGCCUUUUGCAACCAUGUUUCAUUGGGAUACACCACAAGCCCUUGAAGAUGCUUAUGGCGGAUUUCUUGGUGCCGAGAUUGUGAAUGAUUUCCGUGAUUAUGCGGAUGUUUGCUUCAAGAAUUUUGGAGAUAGAGUGAAGCAUUGGAUGACAUUGAACGAGCCGUUGACAGUGGUGCAACAAGGGUAUGUUGCAGGUGUGAUGGCUCCAGGAAGAUGCUCUAAAUUCACUAACCCUAAUUGCCUAGGUGGAAAUGGAGCCACCGAGCCUUAUAUUGUUGGUCACAACCUCAUCCUUUCUCACGGAGCCGCCGUCCAAGUCUACAGAGAAAAAUAUAAGGCGUCUCAAAAGGGUCAAGUUGGUAUUGCUUUGAAUGCGGCUUGGAACUUACCAUACACAGAAUCACCCGAGGAUAGAGCGGCUGCAGCACGAGCCAUGGCCUUCACAUUUGAUUACUUUAUGGAGCCGCUUGUGACCGGUAAAUACCCGGUUGAUAUGGUCAACAACGUGAAAGGCGGUCGCUUACCUACAUUCACUGCACAACAAUCUAAGAUGCUGAAAGGCUCAUAUGAUUUCAUUGGCAUCAAUUAUUACUCUUCAACCUACGCAAAGGAUGUUCCCUGCUCCACCCAAGAUGUUACCAUGUUCUCUGAUCCUUGUACCAGUGUCACAGGUGAAAGAGAAGGAGUUCCCAUCGGUCCAAAGGCUGCAUCAGAUUGGCUUUUGAUAUAUCCAAAGGGAAUUCGUGAUCUUGUCCUUUAUGCUAAAUACAAGUUUAAGGAUCCUGUCAUGUACAUUACAGAAAACGGGAGAGAUGAAUUUAGUACCAAUAAAAUCUUCCUUAAAGAUGGUGAUAGAAUUGAUUACUAUGCUCGACAUCUUCAAAUGGUGCAAGACGCUAUCUCGGUCGGAGCAAACGUGAAGGGAUUUUUCGCAUGGUCGUUGCUAGACAACUUCGAAUGGGCAAUGGGAUACACAGUCCGCUUUGGGUUGGUUUACGUGGAUUUCAAAAAUGGAAGUAAGAGAUAUCCUAAGAAAUCCGCUCAGUGGUUCAGAGAAUUGUUGAAUGAAAAGAAGAACAAUUGAUGAUGAUUACAUAACCAUUAUAUUAGUUUCUCUAUCACUAUUGAGAGAUUUAACAUUUUUCCUCCUUUGAAAAUAAUAAAAAUGGUUUUGCUAUUUUAAACAA
Messenger RNA from Capsella rubella, 1726 nucleotides. RefSeq names its product beta-glucosidase 15. The record is from RefSeq and is a predicted model, not a curated record. Lineage: Eukaryota; Viridiplantae; Streptophyta; Magnoliopsida; Brassicales; Brassicaceae. Gene Ontology annotation, molecular function: beta-glucosidase activity. The transcript is spliced from 12 exons. Gene Ontology annotation, biological process: carbohydrate metabolic process. The coding region runs from base 94 to 1623 and encodes 509 amino acids.